GCAAUAGUCGCUGACUAAGGCGACGUCUAUGUUUUUCAAUAUGGCCGGUUACGACGCACAUGGUCACGUGUAAAUUAAGCAAUUAUAAAGCUAGUGACCGAUAUAUAUUAGCUAGAACUUCAAUUAUUUUAAAAUAAAUUCUUUAAAUUAUUUUAAAUCGAAAAAAACCGAUUAUUAAAAUAAAAAUAUGCCUUCUGAUGCUAAAAAACGUCGGGCAGCCAAAAAGAAAGAUGCUGCCAAAUUAAAGGACACUCCUGGUAGGAAAAUUGAAGAGAACGGCAGCAGUAAAACUAACGGAACUCAAAAUGGAGCUUCUGUGAAUGGAGCGGCCAUAGACAGUGUUACAGAGGAAAUGGAUAAUUUGGAUAUAGCAGCAAAAUUUAGGUCUGUUACGGGCGUUUUAGCCUCUCAUCCCGAAGGAAGAGAUGUACAUAUUCAUAGUUUAUCAAUUACUUUUCACGGAGCCGAGCUCUUAAGUGACACGAAAUUGGAAUUGAACAACGGAAGAAGAUAUGGUUUGAUUGGACUUAAUGGCUGUGGUAAAUCGUCAUUACUGUCUGCUUUAGGACAGAGGGAGGUACCAAUUCCCAAUCACAUAGAUAUUUAUCACCUAAGACGGGAAAUGGCUCCUUCGAGUAAAACUGCAUUGGAAACUGUCAUGGAGGUGGAUGAAGAACGAAUUCGUUUAGAAAAGGAAGCGGAAGAAUUAGCUACUUUGAAUUCUGAAGAGGCAACUGAGCGUUUAACUGAUGUUUACGAACGUUUAGAUGAUCUAGAUGCAGAUAAAGCUCUGCAGAAGGCUGGUAGAAUUUUACAUGGAUUAGGAUUUUCAAAACAAAUGCAGGACACUAAGGUUGAAGAUUUUUCUGGUGGUUGGAGAAUGAGAAUAUCGCUUGCCAGAGCUUUGUUUAUAUCCCCUAGUUUAUUAUUGUUGGAUGAGCCUACUAAUCAUUUGGAUUUAGAGGCUUGCGUCUGGCUGGAAAAAGAAUUGAGAGAAUUCAAAAGAAUUUUGGUUAUAAUUUCUCAUUCUCAAGAUUUCUUGAAUGGAGUAUGUACAAAUAUUAUUCAUAUGAAUCAAAGAAAAUUGAAAUACUAUGGUGGAAAUUAUGACCAGUACAUUCAAACGAGAUUAGAAUUGGAAGAAAAUCAGAUGAAACGAUACAAAUGGGAGCAGGGACAGAUAGCACAUAUGAAGAACUACAUUGCAAGAUUUGGGCACGGAAGUGCAAAAUUAGCCAGACAAGCACAAAGUAAAGAAAAAACAUUGAAAAAGAUGGUAGAUAGUGGUUUAACUGAAAGAGUGGCUCUAGAUAAAACAAUCUCCUUCUAUUUUCCUGAUUGUGGUACAAUUCCACCUCCAGUUAUUAUGGUUCAGAAUGUUUCAUUUAGAUAUAAUGAUGAAAAACCUUAUAUCUAUAAGAAUUUGGAAUUUGGUGUUGAUUUGGAUACCAGAUUAGCUUUGGUUGGUCCCAAUGGAGCUGGAAAGUCUACUCUUCUAAAGUUAAUUGUGGGUGAGUUAAUUCCAACUGAUGGACUUAUCAGACGACAUUCACAUUUGAAGAUUGGAAGGUAUCACCAGCAUUUGGCUGAAAUGUUGGAUCUAGAAAUGUCGGCUCUGGACUGGAUGAUGAAGUGCUAUCCAGACAUUAAAGAAAAAGAAGAAAUGAGAAAAAUUAUUGGACGAUACGGUUUAUCCGGUCAACAACAAAUAUGCUGCAUGAAAAACUUGUCCGAUGGUCAAAGAUGCCGAGUAAUUUUCAGCUGGCUUUCCUGGAAAGCUCCACACCUGUUGUUACUUGACGAACCUACGAAUCAUUUGGACAUCGAAACGAUAGAUGCUCUGGCAGAUGCCAUUAAUGAAUUUGAAGGGGGUGUAAUGUUGGUAAGUCACGACUUUAGGCUAAUUUCGCAAGUCGCUCAGGAAAUUUGGGUUUGCGCCAAACAAACCGUGACUAAAUGGGAUGGUAGUAUAUUUUCAUAUAAGGAAUCUAUCAUGAAGAGCAUUGAACGCGAGGAGAAGAAAGAAUUAAACUCUAGGAAAUAA
This is a messenger RNA of Dimorphilus gyrociliatus, 2044 nucleotides long. The record is from the annotation of a GenBank genome assembly. NCBI's taxonomy places the organism in Eukaryota, Metazoa, Annelida, Polychaeta, Dinophilidae.